Messenger RNA from Gorilla gorilla gorilla (western lowland gorilla), 4227 nucleotides. It is a transcript of the gene EVI2B, whose product is annotated as ecotropic viral integration site 2B. Lineage: Eukaryota; Metazoa; Chordata; Mammalia; Primates; Hominidae. The transcript is spliced from 2 exons. Gene Ontology annotation, biological process: regulation of stem cell division; positive regulation of neutrophil differentiation. Bases 2384 to 3730 code for a protein of 448 amino acids. The record is from RefSeq and is a predicted model, not a curated record.
AAGUGUUUCCUUUACAAAUGACAGGUAUUUUAAAAUGGUAGGUAAGAUAUCUUUGAGUUCAAAAUUUAAAAGUCAUUUAGUUUUGAACAAAAACACAUUCCCUACCCCUGGGUAUUACAGUUCACCAGCUUAAUUCAGGGAUUUAAAAAUAGUGAAUCAGGUUAGGCGCAGUGGCUUACACCUAUAAUCCUGGGAGGAUCACCUGAGGCCAGGAGUUUGAGGCCAGCCUGCACAACAAAGUAAGAGCCUCAACUUUACAAUAAAUAAAUAAGCCAGCCAGUGAGCAUAGUAGCAUGUGCCUGUAGUCCUAGCUACUCGAGAGGCUGAGGCAGGAGGAUUGCUUGAGGUCAGGAGUUCAAGACCAGCCUGCGCAACACAGCAAUACCCUGUCCGUAAAAACAACAAUACUUCCAAAAACCAGUGAAUCAAAAGCUUUAUAGCAUUUGAUUAUAUUAUGCUUUAUAGUAGGAGCCCGUAAAAAAAAAACUAUUCUUUUUGCACCAAGCUAUAAGUACCCUGAAGUUAAGAACAAGGUCAUAAUAACCUGUGUUUCCCGCAGUGACCAGGAAAAAGCAGUGCAUGGGUUAACACAUUCCGUACCUACUAUAAUAUGCAUCAUCCAAGGCACUUUACAUUUAUUUAAUUCCACAAUAAGCUUAUAAAUUAGGAAUUAUGAUCUCCAUUUUUCAAGAGAGGAAAGGUGACUUACUCAAAGAAAUUUUUAUUCAGAUGGACUCACUCUUUUCAAUACACUUUGUUUAGUUAACUUAAAAAUUUUUUGUAUUUUAAAUUUUUGUGGGUACAUAGUAGGUGUAUAUAUUUAAAGGGUAAUGAGAUGUUUUGAUACAGUCACGCAACGUGAAAUAAUCACAUCAUGGAGAAUGGGGUAUCCAUCCCUUCAAGCACUUAUCCUUUGUGUUACAAAGGAUCCAAUUACACUUUUAGUUACUUUAAAAUGUAUAAUUAUGGUAUUAAUGAUAGUCACUCUGUUGUGCUAUCAAAUAGGGUCUUAUUCAUUCUUUCUAUUGUUUUUUGUACCUAUUAACCGGUAACACCAUCUCCCCAACCCCUCAUUACCCUUUAGUAACAAGUUAACUUUAGUUAACUUCUUAUUUAAAAAAUGAUCCCCAAUUUAUUUUAUUUUCCACUGAGAAGUAACUACUUUGUGGGUAACCAAAUAAAUAGUUGUGAACUUGAACUCAAAAGUCACUAGUAAAAUAUUUGGUCAAAAUAAUUUAAUUACAGAUAUACAAAUGGCAAACAGGCAUACGAAAGGGUACUCAACACCACUGAUGAGAGAAAUGCAAAUCAAAACUACAAUGAUACAUCAUCUCACCCCAGUUAAAAUGGCUUAUACUCAAAAGACAGGCAAUAACAAGUGCUGGGAAGCAUGUGGAGAAAAGGGAACUCUCGUACACUGUUAGUGGGAAUGUAAAUCAGUAAAACCACUAUGGAGAACAGUUUGGUGGUUCCUCAAAAAAACUGAAAAUAGAGCUAUCAUAUGAUCCAGCAAUCCCACUGCUAGGUAUAUACCCAACAGAAAGGAAAACUGUACAAAGAGACAUCUGCACUCACACUUUUGUUGUAACACUAUUCACAACAGCCAAGAUUUGGAAGCAACCUAAGUGUCCAUAAACAGAUGAAUGGAUAAAGAAAAUAUGGUACAUAUACACAAUGGAGUAUUAUUCAGCCAAAAAAAAGAAUGAGAUCCUGUCAUUUGCAAAAUAAUGUAAUUAUACUUUUACCCUGGACUUUUUAUAUUAUGAGGAAAUAACAUUACAUUUAUUGGUUACCUGCAGUGGGUGAGGCAUUUAUACAUGUUAUAUUAUGCUAUCUUAUUUAAUCCUCACAAUAACCCAAUAAAAUAUUCCUUUAGAGGAGGAAACGGUGACUCAGAAGUGCAGAGUCUUGCCUAAGGUCAUACAAGUAAACAGAACACAUCACUCACUUCUUAUGAGAGAAAUCUCACUGUAAGUGAUAACCCAACUGGCAGCUUUUCUUCUUAGAACAUGUAAUUUUCUCUCCGGGACUCCAUCCUAAAUAUUUAAUUUAUAUAAUCAUAUUACUAGAGUAUCUCAAAUAUUUAUUUACAUAAUUAAAAGCACUCAAAUCAUAGGGCUCCAAAAUGUAUUUCAAAAUAAGUUCUGUUAAAGUAAUAUAUUUCUUAGUCACUUUGUGGUUUAUUGCACUUCCGGAACCAGCUAUUGAUAAACUUCCUCUUUUUCUACAGAAACUAUUUCAGUUUGCUACAGGAACAUUUUAAAUCUGAAUUGAACCACCCAUUUUCCUUUCUUAGCCAAAUCACCAAAAUGUCCAGUUAGAACAAGAAUUUAGCAUUCUGCAAAAGAAGUUAACAGCUGAGAUAACGAGGAAAUAUUCUGAAAUGGAUCCCAAAUAUUUCAUCUUAAUUUUGUUUUGUGGACACCUAAACAAUACAUUUUUUUCAAAGACAGAGACAAUUACAACAGAGAAGCAGUCACAGCCUACCUUACUCACAUCAUCAAUGUCACAUGUAUUGGCUAAUUCUCAAAACACAACAGGGAAUCCUUUGGGUCAACCAACACAAUUCAGCAACACUUUUUCUGGACAAUCAAUAUCACCUGCCAAAGUCACUGCUGGACAACCAACACCAGCUGUCUACACCUCUUCUGAAAAACCAGAAGCACAUACUUCUGCUGGACGACCACUUGCCUACAACACCAAACAACCAACACCAAUAGCCAACACCUCCUCCCAGCAAGCCGUGUUCACCUCUGCCAGACAACUACCAUCUGCCCAUACUUCUACCACACAACCACCAAAGUCAUUUGUCUAUACUUUUACUCAACAAUCAUCAUCUGUCCAGAUCCCUUCUAGAAAACAAAUAACUGUUCAUAAUCCAUCCACACAACCAACCUCAACUGUCAAAAAUUCACCUAGGAGUACACCAGGAUUUAUCUUAGAUACUACCAGUAACAAACAAACCCCACAUAAAAACAAUUAUAAUUCAACAGCUGCCAUACUAAUUGGUGUACUUCUGACUUCUAUGUUGGUAGCUAUAAUCAUCAUUGUACUUUGGAAAUGCUUAAGGAAACCAGUUUUAAAUGAUCAAAAUUGGGCAGGUAGAUCUCCAUUUGCUGAUGGAGAAACCCCUGACAUUUGUAUGGAUAACAUCAGAGAAAAUGAAAUAUCCACAAAACGUACAUCAAUCAUUUCACUUACACCCUGGAAACCAAGCAAAAGCACACUUUUAGCAGAUGACUUAGAAAUUAAGUUGUUUGAAUCAAGUGAAAACAUUGAAGACUCCAACAACCCCAAAACAGAGAAAAUAAAAGAUCAAGUAAAUGGUACAUCAGAAGAUAGUGCCGAUGGAUCAACAAUUGGAACUGCUGUUUCUUCUUCAGAUGAUGCAGAUCUGCCUCCACCACCUCCCCUUCUGGAUUUGGAAGGACAGGAAAGUAACCAAUCUGAUAAACCCACAAUGACAAUUGUAUCUCCUCUUCCAAAUGAUUCUACUAGUCUCCCUCCAUCUCUGGACUGUCUCAAUCAAGACUGUGGAGAUCAUAAAUCUGAGAUAAUGCAAUCAUUUCCACCGCUUGACUCACUUAACUUGCCCCUGCCACCAGUAGAUUUUAUGAAAAACCAAGAAGAUUCCAACCUUGAGAUCCAGUGUCAGGAGUUCUCCAUUCCUCCCAACUCUGAUCAAGAUCUUAAUGAAUCCCUUCCACCUCCACCUGCGGAACUGUUAUAAAUAUUACAACUUGCUUUUUAGCUGAUCUUCCAUCCUCAAAUGACUCUUUUUUCUUUAUAUGUUAACAUAUAUAAAAAGGCAACUGAUAGUGAAUUUUGAUUUUUAUUCAGGAACUAUCUGAAAUCUGCUCAGAGCCUAUGUGCAUAGAUGAAACUUUUUUUUAAAAAAAGUUAUUUAACAGUAAUCUAUUUACUAAUUGUAGUACCUAUCUUUAAAGUAUAGUACAUUUUACAUAUGUACAUGGUAUGUUUCAAUAAUUUAAGAACUCUGAAACAAUCUACAUAUACUUAUUACCCAGUACAGUUUUUUUCCCCCUGAAAAGCUGUGUAUAAAAUUAUGGUGAAUAAACUUUUAUGUUUCCAUUUCAAAGACCGGGGUGGAGAGGAAUAAGAGACUAAGUAUAUACUUCAAGUUUUAAAUUAAUACCUCAAGUAUUAAAUAAAUAUUCCAAGUUUGUGGGAAUGGGAGAUUAAAAUGCAUGUUUGAGAAUAGAGAAA